AUGUCUUCAGCCAGAGAUAGGAUGCGCCUGGGUCUCAACCCUCUCACGACGUCCUUGGGCUCGUACAACCCUCAUCACCCCGGCGAGCCCAUCUCGGCUAUCUCCAUGGCGUCCUCCCACUUACCGUCCGCGCAGACGCCUGGCAGUGCUCUCCAGCCAUACAAUCCUCAGGAAUGGGUAGCCUCGCCGGCCCAGGUGGCGGACCGGCAGGGUCACUAUGCUGGUGAUGCUCAAGGUGGCCUUCCGCCGCCGCCGCCACCUUACAGUCCGCCCAGGAGUCAACAACCGAGGCCAAUGAGCAGCGUCAUGGACCAGGCUCCUGUUCUGACUUCGACACCACCACCGCCGAGAAUACCUGCGCAGAACGUGCAUCGCCCGUCCUCCGAUCCACCAGCGAACCAGUCCUUCCCACCGCCGCCUGGCGCUGGGGGCCGAGGUCCCUCGCGAGAACGCAGAUUUGGACUGCCGGCCUUUGGAAGAAGGAGUCGCGACUCUGACCAACAGAUGCCUGUAACGCCUGAGCCACCUAGCCUGAUGCCCACUAUAAGGCAGAGCAUCGGGCCUGGUCCUUCGGUCUUCACGCCUGAAGCUAUGAGGCCGCUUUCAACUGCGUCCAACUUCUCGCAAAGCGGCCCUCCUGCUGCAAGGAGGGCUGUCUCCGCAGGGGCGGUCGAGACACCAACGUCAGCGCGAUCACGGUCUGGCUCGCAUCAUGGGCUUGACCCUGGCAUAGCGAUCCCUCCGCCGCCACCAGGACCGCCGCCCUCGAGCUCGCGGUCACAGAGUGUCCAGGGCCUGGACAGAGGGAAUGUUCCGAUCAUCUCACCCCCAACCCGCCGACCACGGAUUUCUGCUGUGCCUACAUUAGGCCCAGUGCCACCCACACCGGCUGGCUGGGUGGACGAACCAGCACAAGCCGACCAGGCCUCCAGCGGCCAGGGUAUACUGACUAUAGAUGUCGAGACCGCUCAGCACGCUGAAAAUAUCCCAGAACCGCUUGGGUCCUCGAACAGUGCCAGUGGCCUCAAUCGAGCGAGGGCAGUCCGACAUGACAAGACCAUAUUACAGAGGAGAGCCGAGAGUCGGACUCGGCAGGGCGGGCGAGGAUCCAUCGAUGAGAGAAUGCGGCCCGGCGGUAUUGCUGAUAUAUUUGUCCCCGCCUCUUCUCCAGCGGCUUCUACUCGACCCCCGAAGGCAACACCCAGGAGUGCUAGCGGCUCACGAUGUGAGAAUCCGCAGACGGGCGAGUCCAGCGCAAUGGCAGACUCGCGCAACUCUACGCCCCGCGUUGUCGGCAACUCGAGGCAUGUUCAGUCACUUGAGGCGGGAACGCCGCCCUUCUCUCCAUUUCCAGCCAAGUUAGCACACAGGUCAUCAGCUUUGGGACCCAUCGCUCCCAAGUCGCUGCCGACACCACCCCCUCAGAUCCGGUCGGCCUCCAGCCACAAUCCGCGAGAAGGCUCACGACCGCCUCCAUUCGUCCAGACACCCGUGUCGAAACACCUUGUGGUCACACAGAGCGCAGAGCAAUUUGCAACAGGCACAAUCGAGCGCUUCCAAACAUUCGCCGCUGCCGAGGCCUGUGCUGCCACCGACAUCGACAGGGUUCGCCUAUUUGCUGCAUUUAUGGUCAGUGAAUCGCGGAUACGCAGAGAGCGAUAUGCCACUUCCAUAGGUGCCAUGGGCUCCGAAAUAUUCGACUUGACCAGAGAUCUGUUUCGCCCCAUGGUAACGACCCGGCGUUCCUCUGCGCCAUCUCAAGAGGGAUGGACCCCAGAAGCUUCAGAGCCAGAAUAUCAACAGAACGGAUCCUGGAGCUCUACGCCUGCUGAGGCUGGACCAAGCUCAGCACCGGGCUCUGCACGGCUGCCACCGUCACCGAGCGGAGGUCAAAAUGCGGCUGCCACCACAUCCAACUUCAUGCCAUCGCUGUCGCCGAUUCUGAGCAUGAGUGUGAGUGACAGAUAUGGCGACGGAAGCUCCCGGGGUCGACCGUCCAGCCGAUGGUGGGAGGUCGAUUCACAAGGCGACCCGUCUAGACGUUUCGAGCGGUCCAAACGCGAGUCCAAGUACAUGGGUGUGCCCAAGGAUCAAUGGGCAGAAGCUGAUCCAGUCCACAAUUUGCAUGGAGCGCAUAGCGAACAAGGCUCGUCCACCGAAUACCCGCCCGAAAAGGUCGGCUGGCACGAACCUGAGGACGCAGCGAGUACGCCCCAGCCAGCUCGCUUCUUCCAAAACACCGCGGGCUCGACUCCUUCACCAGCGCCUGGCAAUCGAAAAUCCGUCGACGUCUCUCGACUGGUGACGCUGCCACCACCAUACCCACGGCAUCACCCUGCCGUGAACAACAAUCAUCCGGAGCUGGCAUCCAUCCGUGGCUCGGUCAGAACGCUGAGCGAUUUAAAUGAAAUCGAUGAAAUCAAGCAGAGGUUUAAAAAGGCCAGCACCAAGAGACGGAAUGAUCUGGAAGGUCAACUGUCAGAACAACGCCAAGCUCUGCGAGCCAACCUGCAGCAAGAAAUCAAUGCCGGCAACCUGGGCUACACCGAUGCAGGUGCUAUAGAAGCUGACGCGCAGGCCCAAGAGAGCGUGAAGAAGAGGGACUUGGAGAAGCAGGAGUACGAGGCAUUUCAGACAGAGGUAGUGGUGCCGGUCAACGAGCUUUUGACAGGUCGGAUCGACACAGCGACAGCACUGCAUAACGAUCUUGCCCGCCGACUAUUCGCUAAUGGGCAAAACGACGUGGAUAUGCCGCAGGAAGAAGGCGACGAUCAGCCAGAACUUCUUGAAAAGCUGACUCUCCUGAAGUGGAUCUUUGAGGCGCGGGAGUCGCUUCAUCGAGCAAUCUAUGACAUCCUAUCAGAUCGCAAUGCGAGGUUCCGCGAUGUAAUCACCAACCCGUAUCGACUGUCGGGCAACACGGAGAAACUGAGGAAUGCCGAGGCCUUCUUCAACGAGGACAACGCCAAGAGAGAAUACGAUUACGCGAAUGAGGUGCUGGAUCGAGCUCGAGAGUUUCGGUCCGUGGUGGACGAUGCUGUGCAGCGUGGUGUGGCACUCCAGUCAUCAGCCUUUUGGGAUAUCGCGCCUACUCUGUGCAAUCUUCUGGACAGUAUUCCGCCGACUUUGGAAGGGUUCAACAUCCAAAUUCCUCCAGCCGAGUAUACGGAGAAUCCCUCCUACAAGGACCACCCCAUGCAGUACCUCUUGACCCUGAUCCACCACACAGAGAAGAGCACAUACCAGUUCAUUGAGGCACACACCAAUCUUCUGUGUCUACUGCACGAGGCUAGGGAGGCCGUCGUCAAUGCCAAAGCAAGGGUCCUGGCCACGCAGACCGAGGACCAUCAAGGCAAGCCUGUGGCUGCCGAAGAGCGCGAGACUCGAGCCCGGGUCAUGAAGCAUGGCGAGGAUCUUCGCCUCACUGAAGACCUGAAAGAGAAGGUACGCGUGGUGGAAGAUCAGUGGAAGAACGCCUUGGCCGAGAGCAUCGGCAAUGUGAAGGAACGGAUCGGGGAAUGGCUCCUCGAGACGGGCGGUUGGGACGAGACUCUGAUCGAGGACGACAGUCUUAGUUUCGAGCGGGAAGGCACAAAUGUUUGA
This is a messenger RNA of Emericellopsis cladophorae, 3603 nucleotides long. RefSeq lists its product as uncharacterized. The record is from RefSeq and is a predicted model, not a curated record. The transcript is spliced from 2 exons. Bases 1 to 3603 code for a protein of 1200 amino acids. Lineage: Eukaryota; Fungi; Ascomycota; Sordariomycetes; Hypocreales; Bionectriaceae.